This is a messenger RNA of Plenodomus lingam JN3, 1350 nucleotides long. The record is from RefSeq and is a predicted model, not a curated record. Lineage: Eukaryota; Fungi; Ascomycota; Dothideomycetes; Pleosporales; Leptosphaeriaceae.
AUGUCGGGGUCCAAGAUCUUCUCCAUCGAGGGCCAGGGCCUCAAACUCACCACCGCCGAGGACAUUGCGCCACAUAUUCAGGCACUGCAGAGCAACGAUGCAGUCGAAGAAAUCAGGUUCCUGGGAAAUACCCUGGGUAUUGGCGCCAGCGAGGCGUUGGCCAAGGUGCUGCAGAGCAAGACGAAUCUACAGGUAUGUCUCCCCUUCACCCCACCUUCCUUUGGGAUGACCAUGAAGACUGACCCCGCAGCAAAGGUUGCCAAUCUCGCCGACAUCUUCACGUCCCGUCUACUCUCAGAGAUUCCUCCCGCGCUAUCGCACCUGCUGACCGCACUCCUCGCCCUGCCAAACCUUCACACCGUCGACCUCUCGGACAACGCCUUUGGUCUCAACACCGUAGCCCCGCUCGUUGAUUUCCUCUCCCAACACACACCCCUCCGCUACCUCUAUCUCAACAACAACGGUCUUGGACCUGCCGCCGGUGUCCUCGUCGCAGAUGCGCUUACUGCCCUGGCUGCAAAGAAAGAAGCAGCACGCAAAGCAGGCAAGGAUGUACCCGACCUUGAGCUCGUCAUUUGUGGUCGCAAUCGCCUCGAGAACGGCAGCAUGGCAGCCUGGGCCAAGGCAUACGCAGCGAACACGGGUAUAAAGACGAUCAAGAUGACACAGAACGGUAUUCGUCAAGAGGGCAUAUCACACCUCAUCACAAACGGGAUUGCGCAUCUCACCAAGCUAGACACGUUGGACCUGCAGGACAACACCUUCACAGCCAUGGGCGCAAAAGCCCUAAGUAGUGCCGUCGGAAACUGGACCGAGCUCCGCGAACUGGGCGUCGGCGACUGCCUACUCAGCGGGCGUGGCGCCGUCGCUCUCGCCGCAGCCCUAGACAAGGGCAAGAACAAGAAGAUUCAAGUUCUCCGCCUCCAAUUCAAUGACAUUGACGCAAAAGGCCUCGCCGGCCUCGCCACCGCAUCCUCCAGCUCUCUCCCCGCGCUCCGCCGCGUCGAACUCAACGGCAACAAAUUCGACGAGGAGGACCCCAGCAUCUCCAAGCUGCGCGAUGUGCUUGAUGCGCGAAAGGAGGAGUCAGGCGACCACGAAGAUGACGACGAGUACUGGGGUCUCGAUGAGCUCGACGAGUUGGAAUCUGGGGAUGAAGAUGAGGAAGACAGUGAGGAGGAGGAGAAGCGAGGAGAUGACGAUAAUGACGAGGUCGGUGUCGAAGUCGAGGAACGGGCGGCGAGGCAGCUUACGGACGAUACCCGGGCGGAGGAGAGUAAUGUGCCCCAGGAUAAGGAUGGUAAGGUGGAUGACUUGGCGGAUUUGUUGAAGAAGACGGAUAUCAAGUAG